AGACGACGGCAGUCCUAUGAAUUUAACAAAUAAAGAAUUUCAAUCUUGUUUGAUGCUGGUACAUACUAUUUGUGACGAAUUAGGCGCUGAUGCUGCUAAUAUCGACGAGUUGAACGACUAUGCAGCAAUAACAACAGACGCGACGCAGAAAGCUGCAGUUAAUCUAACAGAUGACGGGUGUGAAAAAGAAAAUGCCAGAGCCAAUUCUACACCAUCUUCAAUAACUGUCAAAGAUGACACUGACUCGAGCAAAAAUUUAGUAGCACAUCUAAUGAUCAGGAAGCGUCCCAAGUCAAUUCAAAACGCUUUAGAAAUAAGAAUAGCGGUGAUUGGCAAUGUAGAUGCAGGAAAGGUACAGUUCACAAAGUAUGUUGAAAGAAUAAAAUGCGCAGAAUUUUGACAGAUAUAAUAUAGUCAACCAUGCUGGGUGUUCUAACUAAAGGUGUCCUGGAUGAUGGUCGCGGAAAGGCCAGAGUAAAUCUUUUCCGUCAUAAGCAUGAAAUUGAAUCUGGUAGAACGUCUAGCAUAGGCGGUGAAAUACUAGGGUUUGAUUCCAAGUCCAAUAUGAUACAGUCCACCAGAAGACACCAUUGGGAAGAGAUAACCGAUAAGGCAGCCAAAGUUUUAAGCUUUGUUGAUUUAGCAGGGCAUGAAAAAUAUUUAAAAACUACUGUUUCAGGAAUGACAGGUAGUGCACCUGAAUUUGCUAUGCUCAUGGUCGGAGCGAAUGCAGGAAUGAUCGGUAUGUCAAAAGAGCAUUUAGCUUUGUCCUUAUCAUUGAAUAUUCCUGUAUUCGUGGUUAUAACAAAAAUUGAUCGAUGCCCUGCUCAUGUAUUGGAAUCCACUGUCAAACAAUUAACGCGCAUUCUAAAAUCGAAAUCAUGUCGAAAAAUUCCUCUGUUUGUUGAGACUAACCGAGACGUAGUUAUAACAGCUCAAAACUUUGUCAGUGAACGUUUAUGCCCUGUUUUCAAAGUUAGUAACGUCACAGGUCAAGGCCUUGAUCUCGUCCGCAACUUCCUCAAUAUCCUACCUUCGCUUACCCAGUAUGAUGCUUCUCAGUCCUUUCACUUUGAGAUAAAUGAAACAUAUUCGGUACCGUUCGUUGGUACUGUUGUUAAUGGUGUCGUCAAGACUGGUGUUAUUCAUGUAGGAGAUAAGGUAUUAUUGGGUCCCGACUAUGCUGGGCAAUUUAUAGUAACCACCAUUAAGGGUAUUCAUCGCAAAAGAGUACCGGUGCCAGUAGCUUAUGCUGGUCAGUCUGUCACAUUUGCAUUGAAAAAUGUGAGAAGGAAUAAUCUUCGUAAAGGGCAGGUAUUAUUAGAGUAUGAUAAAGAUGCUCCCCUCAGUGCUUUGCCUAAAGCGUCAAAACGGUUUGAGGCAGAAAUCUUGAUUCUGUAUCACUCUACUACAAUAAAAUCCAAUUAUCAGGCCAUGGUGCAUUGCGGUGCUGUAAGGCAAACAGCAAGAAUCAUUACAACAACUGAGCAAACUAUAUUAAGGACAGGUGAUCGAGCGAAAGUUGAGUUCGAGUUUGUCAAACAACCAGAAUAUUUAAAUAUUGGUAGUCGACUGAUUUUCAGAGAAGGACGAACAAAAGGUGUCGGCAAAAUAACCAAAUUGCUUUGAAGAAAGUUCUGUUAAUUGUGGCAGACUCAACCAUCGGCUGAUAGAUGUAGUUUAUUUUUUUGUUAUAAUAAAGCCGCUGGUUUGGUUGGGUUAACUCAUUAGUUGUCUUGAGCCUAACUUUGCGCGGAAAUUGCCGCUGAAAAAUGGCAUUGUACCUUAAUUUGAUUGUUUUCAUAUGUAACUGAUGUGUCCUAGGACUCGAAAACCUUAAAACAUACAUCCGCACAAAAAAAA
Molecule: messenger RNA, 1863 nt
Organism: Mycotypha africana
Lineage: Eukaryota; Fungi; Mucoromycota; Mucoromycetes; Mucorales; Mycotyphaceae
Product: translation protein
Exons: 4
Coding region: 421-1629 (402 amino acids)
Biological process (GO): translational elongation
Molecular function (GO): translation elongation factor activity; GTPase activity; GTP binding
Source: RefSeq, a predicted model, not a curated record